This is a messenger RNA of Penicillium brevicompactum, 801 nucleotides long. RefSeq names its product alpha/beta fold hydrolase. Bases 1 to 801 code for a protein of 266 amino acids. The transcript has a single exon. NCBI's taxonomy places the organism in Eukaryota, Fungi, Ascomycota, Eurotiomycetes, Eurotiales, Aspergillaceae. The record is from RefSeq and is a predicted model, not a curated record.
AUGUCGCUCACCUACGCGACAAUCCCGCUCCAAGUUGAAGGCGUCAGCCUCAACCUCUCCACAAUUCACAAUUUGAAUACCAACCCUCCAAUUCUAUUUCUCCAUGGGUUUGGAUCCUGCAAAGAAGAUCUAGCCGACAUUGUCGUCAACCCGCGCUUGCAACAUCAUGGGUUUAUCGCCUUUGACGCGCCAGGCUGCGGGCAUUCAGACAGUGACAAUCUCUCCGCCACAGAUAUCCCUUUCCUCGUCGCAACUGCGGAGGCAAUUCUGUCGCACUUCCAAAUUACCAAAUUUCACCUGAUGGGUCAUUCUAUGGGAGGACUCACUGCGCUCCUUCUUGCCCACCGCCACCCUGAUCGGGUUUUGAGCUUCGUGGAUAUCAAGGGCAAUCUGGCAUCGGAAGAUUGCUUCCUGAGUCGGCAAAUUUUCAGUGUCCCCUCUGAUGACCCAGAGGCGUUCCUCGAUGCCUUUAUCACUCGCACUCGCGAGACCAAGUCUUUCGGCAACCCUUUAUAUGCGAGCACCUUGCGCGCCAGAGUACGCGCCGGUGCCGUACGUGCGAUUUUCGAGUCGAUGGUGCAACUAUCGGAUAGUGGUGAUCUGCUAGGAAUGUUCCUAGGACUGCCGUGUCCAAAGAUGUUCAUGUUUGGGGAUGAGAACCGCGGACUGUCAUAUCUCGGGCGAUUGGAAAAGGAGGGUGUCGAAUUGGCGCAGAUCCCCGAGAGCGGGCACUUCCCCAUGUAUUCCAAUCCGGUUGAGAUGUGGCGCCGGAUUGCGGAUUUUUUGCAAAAAUUAGCUUGA